Molecule: messenger RNA, 2272 nt
Organism: Pogonomyrmex barbatus (red harvester ant)
Lineage: Eukaryota; Metazoa; Arthropoda; Insecta; Hymenoptera; Formicidae
Gene: dsx-c73A
Product: doublesex cognate 73A
Source: RefSeq, a predicted model, not a curated record
AAUAAGCGAUAAAAAGAAUUCCUCGAAGGAAGACACCUUGCGUUGCACGUGAAAAUACAGUAGCGGAAGCGGCUAUUUUCCGUAAUAUCGAUACUAAGGAUGCGGGCUAUCCAGUGUUGCGUUUGCCUCGCGUUGCUGCUAAUGACAGCGUCGGCCGUCCCGGCAUCGUCGAAGGGCGACUCGAUCAAAGUCAAGAAAACCACGUCGAUCGCGCCCGGAGGAGGCAAGAAUACAUCCGUGAUUAUCGUGACAACGGCAGCAUCGAGGCCGAACGUCACGUUACACUCGCCGUCAUUCUCGUCAAACGCGGCGACAUCGACAUCGACAUCGACGACGACGACGACGACGACGACGGCGACGGCGACGGCGACGGCGCCGCAGACAGCUGGCACAUCCGCCACGACGACGCUGAAAUUACCAGCGACUUCGUCAACGAUGAUUGCGGCAACGGCGUCGGCGACAUCGACGGCGACAACAGCCGCGUCGUCAUCAGCGGCAUCGUCCACGGCGAGUUUCUCGAUUCCGCAUGACGGCUCGAGUCCCACCUACAUCACCGAGACAUCGCCGAGGAUAAUCUCGCCUACUCAACACACCGCGGCCACGGUAUUGUCAUCGAGAAAAUCAGCAGCCUCCGCAACUGCCGCCGCCGCAGCCGCCGCCGCUGUCGCCGAUAUCACGACCACCGCACCUUUGACAUCUGCCAAGGAGACGCGGGAGUCGCCCGGAAAGAUUAGACCGCAAAUCAAAUUGACAACAAAUUACACCACAACCAGCGAGACGGGGGUACGACUGCCGGAGGGAGCGAGCGCGGCGCUCGCAAAACCGACCAAGUAUCAUUACUACCCGCACAAUCAGCAUAUCUACUUGCUGCCGGAGUGUGCUGUUCAACAGGUGUGCAACGCCGUUUACGUCCGAUUAAACUUCACGCAACCACUGUGUGCCUGUCCCGGAAGGUACCGGGACCCUUGCAGCGCAUCCUUGGACAGCGACGAUCUGCACACGACCGAGCUGGUGACCGAUCCGCGAACCAAGGCCUUGACCCUGGUGAAAACGUGCGAGCCGGUCGCUGAAAUGCGAGAGUGCAGAGCAUCGCGGGAUUGGUCCCUGUUGGCACUGCAGAACGUGCGUACGGGAAAGUCUCACUAUCUCGUGAUAUGCCGAUGUCCCGACACAAACAUACUCGAGGGUCCUAUGAGUCACGAUCAACCAACUUAUGCCAGCGUUCCGGGCAUUCGAGUAUACGGAAUGAUGUGCGUGCAAGGAAACAGAAGGGGACGACCGCUACGAUAUUCGCGCAGUGUUUCAGGAUAUGCAGAGGACGAGGAGAAGCCACGUUUCCCUUGGCACAAAGUGCGGCAGCUGAUGACGACGCCGUCUCUUUGGGAAUAGUUUCGCGUCGCGAUGUCCCACUCCACAUCUGCCAUCGACGAAUUUACACGUUAAUUUAUAAUACUAUUAUAUUUAUAAUUCUCUCUUCUCUCCCAGCCAUUCGAAUCCUACAAUCGAACUCUCUUCAUUUUCCCAUCAUUUCCCUCUUAUCACUCCCACGCUUUCUUAACCCUCGAAUGGGCGGACUAUAAUAUCGUCCAUAAUUUUAUAUCGAUGAAUUACUUUUGCGCUAUCAGGCACGAUAACUAUUGACUAUAAAAAAUAAAAUAAGAAAGAAAGAAAGUAGGAAAGAACUUUUAAAAACUAUGCAAAUGUAAAAAGUGUCCAUACGAGGGUUGAUAGAUAGGACAAAAUCGCCUAUGUGACUUAUUUUCAUCUUUACUUGAUUAUUCGUUUUAACUAUAUUUAUUAAUCAUGGUUUUUAUGUUAUAUUAAUUGAGUAAUGUAAUUUGAGUUAAUUAAUUAAUUACAUGCGGCAUAUAAUUCGACAAAUAUGAAUUAUGAUGAGGAAAACGGAUGGUUUUGCCGCCCAUAACAAUAUAAAGAGCUAUCUGAUCGUGCGAAUUUAAAGAGAUAAAAAAAGAUAGGAAUAUAUAUAGUACCUGAAUUUUGAGACAAAAUUUUAAAAUUUAUAUUUUUUUUUCUUUCAUUAUCAAGUAAAAUAUUCAGUAAAAUAUGCUACUAUAUAUUCCGAAGGUAUUUGUUCAUUGUCAGCUUAGUCGACUCGCGAUGUUAAUAAAGCGAUUCGGGAAGGCAUUCGAGAGGCAUUGAUGUAGAUACUUUGAGUCAUGCAUCUACGAUUACGUGACUUAAGGAAAGCUCAGAGAUGCACGCGCUUGAUUGUAUUUAACUGCUAUACGAGAGACAUAAUAUUAUCUAUAAU